AUGAAACUAUUGUGGAUUUUUCUGUUUGUUGUCGAAUUCCAAUGCCAUGUGGUAUAUCGAACUCGAUGGCCAAAGUAUGUCCCCAAAAAGACGUAUCAUAAGCCACGUAAGCCACUCGACUACUGCAAUGGACACCUUUGCCCUGGCAACAUAAAGCAUCUUACCUGCGACAUUCGUUUUUGGGCUAAGAGAUGCGGAAACGAGCACGAGGGCAUACGACUGACCGAGUAUCGAACGGACAUUGAGAAAAUGGUGAACGAGUUUCGGAGAAGAGUGGAGCGGGGUCUCGGGGAUUUGCCGAGAGCCAAAAAAUUACCCACAAUGAGGUGGGACGAGGACCUGUCCAUACUGGCCAUGCGGGUCUCAAGUCAGUGCAGCAACCACUCCAUCUCGCCCUGUGUGAACACUUUUCGUCACAAGAACGUGGGCGAGUCCACUGAUUCUGCGAAGAUUCGCUCAACUAGUAAGGGCUUCAAUGUUCUUAGCUUCCUGAAGAUGUGGUUCGAGUACUAUAAGGGAAUGAAGCCCGCCGAUGUCAGCCGCUUUCCCAACGUAUCCCCUGCCGACCACCUCAGAGUUUUCGCCAAUUUGAUCUACGAGAAGAACACGUUCAUCGGCUGCGGAAUGAUGAAGGUUAAAUCAAUGCGCUUCCUAACCUGUCUCUUUAACGAGAGAAUAAUGCCGAAAGUGCAGCUCUACAGAAUAAGAAAAAGCCGAACCGUGCCCCUUAAGCCAGCCCCAAUAAACUUAACAGAAACCCUAGAGCACACCCAGAAAAAAAAGAACGAAAAAAAUCAAGAACAUUUUUCAUGAUUUGCGAACGAUCCGUUCUCCUUUUUUUGUUCUCACAUUUUGAACGUUUGUUCUCAAAUCUUCCUAAUUCAAAACCAAUGUGUUCUAAAAGUGACCCCAUUCGUUCAAAGCAUGCCUGUAUUUCGGUAAAAUUUUAUGAUUAUGACAACAAACGGGCUUACGCACUUUUUGACCCCAUUUGGGCUUGAUUUUUGAACGUUUCGAACAGAUUUUUUUCUGGGUGCACUAAUAGAAAAGUCCCCAAAUUACCUUUUGUCGUUUUUAUAAAGGUAUAUAAAUAUACAUUAUUAAGAAAGUUACUUAAAUAAAAAGAACUACUUCUUAUU
This is a messenger RNA of Drosophila takahashii, 1139 nucleotides long. Its product is annotated as venom allergen 5. The record is from RefSeq and is a predicted model, not a curated record. NCBI's taxonomy places the organism in Eukaryota, Metazoa, Arthropoda, Insecta, Diptera, Drosophilidae.